AUGACCUUUCACCUUGUUCCGCUCCAAAGCUUACCCUCCAGCAAAGUCAAACGCCUAAGAACUUGUCCCACCUUGCCUAAUUUCUAUGUAUCGAUUGAAGGAUGGAGAUUUGAUAAGACAUUACGUACCGCGCUCUACAUCAUAGAAUUGGGCGUUCUAUAUGAUGAUGGCGUAAUGAUUUACCGUAGCGAGCAUAGAUAUUCGGAGCUCUACAAGCUGCAUAAAGCUCUUUCAAAAUCAAAUGACAUCUACUCAGCUUUUCCACCUAAGAAGCUUUUUGGAUCCAAAGAUGUUGAGUUUAUCAGUGAACGAUACCAGCAGCUUUGGUCCUACUUUGACAAAGUUUCAGAAAUUCGACAUAUUGACCAGGUUCCAGAGUUUAACAGUUGCUUUAAAUUCUCUGAACUUAAGCAUAAAUGGCACUGUGCUUCACAUGUCAUUAAUCUAACCCAUUGA
This is a messenger RNA of Trichomonas vaginalis G3, 456 nucleotides long. RefSeq names its product phosphatidylinositol binding. The record is from RefSeq and is a predicted model, not a curated record. The transcript has a single exon. Gene Ontology annotation, molecular function: phosphatidylinositol binding. The coding region runs from base 1 to 456 and encodes 151 amino acids. Lineage: Eukaryota; Parabasalia; Trichomonadida; Trichomonadidae.